CACAGUCAUGGCGCUGGUAUCCCUCCCCGCCUUAAUAAUUGUGACAACCGGUCUUGUGUUGGACCUCUUCCUCUUUGGAGUUCCUCCGUGUUCACAAGGGACACGUUUGAAUCUUCUAUCUUGAACUUGUAACACACAGGAGACCCAUGAAAAGACACGCACGUCCUCUUAAAAUCGACACUUUUGAACACUUUUUCGUCGGAGGGUAAAAAAGAGAGCCGAUGUUCGAGGAAAGGUUGGCCGAGGAUCAUCACAGCAGAAAGAGGAUUCCAGAUUGGGACAAAUGUCCGGAGAGUUGCCUCUAACAACCAAAGGUUGAAUGUCCAUCUGUAAAUUCACUGAUGGCUCAGGAAUUCCUUCUGUCAGCCAUGUCAGAGCAAUAAGAGGGAGCCUGGCAUCAAUGGAUUUUAACUUCCAUGAAAAUGGGGAACAAUGGAGUCUGCUUUUGGACGUCAGUGAGUUAAAGACUCAAAAACGUAUGGGAUAGAUUCGAUAGACUGCAAUCCCGCCAUGCAUUGCCCAUUGAGGAAGAAGCCAAUGAGAGGCUCGGACUUCUCGGCUAUCGCCGUGCCCUCCAUGAACGGCUCAGGUUACCUGGAUUACACAGUGGAGAGUCACGCUUCCAAGUCACUAAAGAUCAUGGAUGAGUUCAGGAGGCAGGAGAUGCUGUGCGACCUGGUUCUCCAUGUCAAUUACAAGGACAAGACCAUUGACUUUAAGGUGAGCAAGGUUCACAAACUGGUGCUGGCCUCAUGUAGCCCCUACUUCCGAGCCAUGUUCACCAGCAAUUUCAAGGAGUGCCAGGCCUCAGAAGUCACCCUGCGCGAUGUCUGUCCUCAAGUGUUGGGGAGGCUCAUAGACUUUGCUUACACAUCGCAUAUCAUCGUCGGCGAGAAGUGUGUGCUGCAUGUACUCUUGGCUGCUAUGAGGUUCCAGAUAGAGGACGUGGCCAAAGCUUGCUGCGACUUCCUCACCAAGCACCUGGAGUCGUCCAACGUCAUCGGCAUCACGCGCUUCGCCGAGGAGCUCGGAUGCGCUGACCUGUACCAGCAUGGCCGCGAGUACAUCAACACUCACUUCAGUGAGGUAACUAAAGAAGAUGAAUUCUUUAGUCUUUCUCACUGUCAGCUGCUGGAGCUUAUCAGUCAGGACAGCAUCAAGGUCCUCUGUGAGUCUGAGGUGUACAAAGCUUGCACAGACUGGGUGGGCUGGGACAUGGAAAAUCGAGCCCAGUACCUUCAUGCCCUCCUGAAUGCGGUUCACAUCUACGCCCUCCCACCAAAGUUCCUGAAAAAUCAGCUGCUGUCCUGCCCGAUCCUCAGCAAGGCCAAUGCUUGUAAGGACUUCCUGUCGAAAAUCUUCCAGGAAAUGACACUGAGGAAGGUUCCUCCAGCACCCAUACGUGGGACACAACUCAUUUAUGUGGCCGGAGGAUACAAGAGUCAUUCCCUGGCAACCAUGGAGGCUUAUGACCCCAUCCGGAAAGUUUGGCUCAAACUGGCUGACAUGGAGGCUCCCAGCAGCGGCCUUGGGGCUUGCACACUCUUCGGAUUGCUGUACACGGUAGGUGGCAGGAACCUCUCGCUGGAGAGUAUUACCGAAUCCAGCGCGUUAUGCUGCUAUAAUCCCAUGACCAACCAGUGGAGCCAGCGCGCUCCCCUCAAUGUGCCCCGUAACCGAGUCGGAGUGGGCGUGGUGGAUGGCUGCAUCUAUGCUGUGGGGGGAUCACAUGGCUCUACGCUACACAACACGGUGGAGCGGUGGGACCCAGAGACAAAUCACUGGUCCUUCGUCUGCCCCAUGCAGGUGGCCCGUCUGGGUGCUGGCGUGGCGGCGUGUGGGGGGGCACUAUACGUCGUGGGAGGUUUGGACGGGCAGAGCCGAAGCAACGCAGCCGAGAAAUACCAACCGGACACCAACACUUGGCACCAGCUGGCGCCUAUGAGUACUGCGCGGAGCGGACUUGGACUGGUGUGUGUCAACGGUCACCUGUACGCCAUCGGAGGCUAUGACGGACUCAACCAGCUGGCCACGGUAGAGCGUUAUAACGUAGCCCGAAACACAUGGGAGGCACGGGCGCCCAUGAAGUGCUGCCGGAGUACACACGGUGUGGCCGUGCACCAGGGUUGCAUCUUUGUGUUCGGAGGCUUCAAUCUGCACGACUUUGUUACCAGCGUGGAAUGCUACUGCCCGGAGAAGAACGAGUGGACGUACGUGAGCGACAUGCCGCUGGGGCGGAGCGGCAUGGGUGUGGCCGUCACCAUGGAGCCGUGUCCCGCCAGCUUGGCCCCGGACCAAGACGAAGAGGACGACUGACACACGGACACUUUUGUCGCAACUACCAAGGUGCUAAAACAACUACUGUGGUGCCUUGAGAUGCAUUAUAUCACUGGCUUCCAUUUUGCUUGACUCUAACGCCAAAUAAAGUAAGUAGUUGGCUGCCAUUGACUGCAAUAGACGUCCAAUCAAUUUGAACUGGGAGGGUGUCCCAGUUCAAAUGGAUUGGACGUUUACUAGCAACAAACUAAUUUUUAUUCACAGCAGGAUGAAAAGAGCCACAUGAUUGGAUGUCAACAUCAGCAAUGGCACUGAAAGAGUUAAGAGUGCUUUGAUUUGCAAGAUUUUUAUCUCAAGGCAUCACUGUAAUGCUUAAGUAUACUAUUGACUUGCAUGUCAUCAUCCCUUUUCUUUAAACGAGUCUGUGCCAAUAUACUUUUUACUUUACAUUUCACUGGACUUCUACAUUGUUUUGAUGUAACAAUAAACGAUACAAAGUAUUUUCACUUUUUGCACACUUUGGCUUUUUUCCAUAAAUCUGCCCUCCUUGGCACAAAUCACCACUAGGUGGUGCAAAAGGCCCAGAAAACAGUCUGCCCUUUAUCAGUGGCUGUUUAGAGAUGGAAAAUCUCAAUAACUCAAACUUCCUGGACAAAUAUUUUGAUAAGUGAUUACUCGUUUAAAGACAUUGAUGGCCUAAAAAAGUCUUUUUUGUGUGUGCAUUUUUUAACCUCCUACAUUUUAGAUAGAUUGACGGAUAUUAACCUGUGAAUAAUCUAUAAUAAAUAAAGACAAAAAGGAGGAAACAUUAAAUAGUUGGAUUUAUUGUUUUUUAUUUGUAUUAUAAUUGUUAUUUUUUAAAAUAUCGAUUCAAAAAGAAAUGUCCUCAAUUAAAGAAAAUGAGUAUCUCAGGGAAAUUACAUACUGUAUUUGCAAACAACUACUUUUGUUUUGAAAAACAACAAUAGUUGCAUUACAUCGUGUUCAUAUUCCCAUUUUUAUCUCAUUGUUUUUGAUUGCAUUGCUAUUAAAAUUUUAAACCCAUCUGCCAGUAGGUAAAUCCUACAGAAGGUUACAGUGCUGGCCAAAAGUAUUGGCACCCCUGCAGUUCUGUCAACUAAUGCCCAAUUUCUCCCAGAAAAUGAUUGCAAUUACAAAUGCUAUGGUAGUGAUAUCUUCAUUUAUUUUGCUUCCAAUGAAAGAACAAAAGAGAGAAUGGAGGAAAAAAAUCAAAUCAUUAUCAUUUUACGCAAAACUCCAAAAAUGGGCCGGAGAAAAGUAUUGGCACUAGGGUUGUUCCGAUCAUGUUUUUUUGCCUCCCGAUCCGAUCCCGAUCGUUUCAGUUUGAGUACAUGCCGAUCCCGAUAUUUCCCAAUCCGAUUGCUUUUUUUUUUUUUUUUUGCUCCCGAUUCAAUUCCAAUCAUUCCCGAUAAUUUUUCCCGAUCAUAUACAUUUUGGCAAUGCAUUAAGAAAAAAAAUGAAUAAAACUUGGACGAAUAUAUCCAUUCAACAUACAGUACAUAAGUACUGUAUUUGUUUAUUUGUUUAUUAUGACAAUAAAUCCACAAGAUGGCAUUUACAUUAUUAACAUUCUUUCUGUGAGAGGGAUCCACGGAUAGAAAGACUUGUAAUUCUUAAAGGAUAAAUGUGACUUUGUAUAUUGUGACUAAAUAUUGUCAUCUAAUGUAUUUGUUGAGCUUUCAGUAAAUGAUACUGUAGCCAUUUAACUGUUCUGCCCAAAUGCAUGAUGGGAAGUGCAACCAUGUCUGUGCGUAGUGGUACCAAUUAAUAUAUCUUCUCUGCAUUGGGAAAUAACAUAGGGUGUUAAGAAAAAGAUCAAUUACUACCUUUCUUCCCCACAUUGCUUCCCACGAUAUUUCUAAUCAUAGGGAGAGGGAUUGUAAGGCUUUAGCUAAUUAAAAAAAGGCUCCAAAGGCUGCCAAAAUUCACUCCACUCAUUUUACGCUGCCUUUUAGCUCUAUAUAUAGGUAAAACGGCGCCAUUACAAAUUGAACGCGACAAUGCGUGAGUGGGUCGUGCAGCGCAUGCGUUAGUUGCGUUAAAUAUUUUAACGUGAUAAAUUUUUUAAAAAAAUUUAUUACCGCCGUUAACAGGAUAAAUUUGAUAACCCUACCUUAAGCCUAAACUAAAGACUCUGGAUGAGUGUAAUAUAUUAUGUCUGUAACGUUAAAUACAAUUAGAAAACGAUUUAAUAAUUUUUUUUUAUAUAUAUUAAAAAAAGGCAUGGCCGAUAUUUUUUUGCCGAUUCCGAUACUUUGAAAAUGACGUGAUCGUCCCGAUCGAUCGGGACAUCUCUAAUUGGCACCCUUUGAAAAAUCAUAUGAUGCUUCUUUAAUUUGUGUACUUAACAGCACCGGUUACUUACCUGUGGCACAUAAAGGUGGUGGCAAUAACUAAAUCACACUUGCAGCCAGUUAAAAUUGAUUAAAGUUGACUCAACCUUUGUCCUGUGUCCUUGUGUAUAC
This is a messenger RNA of Corythoichthys intestinalis (scribbled pipefish), 4763 nucleotides long. RefSeq names its product kelch-like ECH-associated protein 1a (gene keap1a). NCBI's taxonomy places the organism in Eukaryota, Metazoa, Chordata, Actinopteri, Syngnathiformes, Syngnathidae. Gene Ontology annotation, molecular function: protein binding. The transcript has 12 exons. The record is from RefSeq and is a predicted model, not a curated record. The coding region runs from base 511 to 2316 and encodes 601 amino acids.